Messenger RNA from Echinostoma caproni, 3342 nucleotides. Lineage: Eukaryota; Metazoa; Platyhelminthes; Trematoda; Plagiorchiida; Echinostomatidae. The record is from the annotation of a GenBank genome assembly.
AUGACAUCAUUNNNAUCAUUUUAUCGAAGGCGUUAUCUGGUAAAACAACCGGUGAAUGUAGACCUCGAUUAUCUUGCCGUGGAAGUUUUCUUUCCUAACUCCUUUCCUUUCUGUACCUCUUCAUACCCGGUGAAAUCAAUCGAAGGCCUUCGGUCACUUUUUCGACAUGUUUCUAGUUCGAAACAACAGACCCGGGGCGAUCCGCGUUCGGAAAGGGUUACGGUUGCGACCAGCUCACCACCACCAUCAACAACCCGACUCAGUCAGACAUCACCGAGUCCCACUAUCACGACCAACAGCAAUCCUUCACCUUCCGUUGUUGCGCGGAAACAUCAUUUCGUUCGCGGCCCACCAAAUAGCGAGUUACACUCAGCAGUCCGUGUAGAGGCCGGUGGCGAGUCACAAGCAUCCACAAGCACCACUCGAUCAACUCGAAGUAGUAGUCUGUCGGAUCGGGAUAUCAAAGUCACUCUCGCGCAGGAUGUACAUUCGACCGAGCCACCUGGAUCACUGGACGGUCGAGCGUCGUUUACCUCACCUUUCUCUGAUCGUGGUUCUUUGAUGGUCGUCGAGUCUAGGAGACGACAUCAAGAGUUUUCUUCUCCCACUCAGGGUGAAGGAGAUUCCAUAUCUUAUACAGACCGGUUCGAUCAACCGAUUGCAGCCGGCACUCCCGGAGCUGUAACAAGCUCGGUAACGAUCGUGAGAAAUUCCGCAAACACUUCACGUUCGAGCACGCAGUCCAGUCGCUCCUUGAGCCCGACAAUAAAACGGGCUGCACAGGGUCUCACAUCGCCACCACCCAAGCUGCAUACCACCAAUGAGUCUAGCUCGUUCACACCGCUUGUGCAUUCCAUUCGCACCGGUUUGCUCGAUCAGUUCGCGUGCACCGAAAAUACGGACCGGCCACAAGAAACGUCAACGGCACAGCACCCACAUGACGGGGAAGGUGAAGUAGAUGAUGGCGUGGACCAGAUGGAUAGUUUGAAUGUGAGCCAAGUGGAGUCGGACACGGAAGCUGUGGAUACAACAAUGACCCAGGUCAAACUGGCUCAGUUGCGUCACGAUGUACAGCAACUGGAAUCAGCCUUGCGUAAGAAUAUUACUUCACAAAAAGAACUGGAAGACUGGCUGUUCGAGCAAAUGGGUGUGAUCGGUCUGAGCGAAAACGGUGUUUCUGCGGAAACCCAAAUAACCGGGGAUUCCGAUACUACCAUUAAACGCAAAUAUGAAGAACACGCGCGGUUGCUGAUGCAGCAAACAAAGGCGUUAAGAGAUCAGCUACAAGCGACACGAUAUGUCAUCGCACAGUUAGAGUUACAGGGAAUUCCGGUUGGAAUUUCCCCGAAAUUGUACGUCCGUCAGCUGUUGAAAGGUCGCAAUCGGGGUUCUUCUGGGCAGCCUCCCAUGAAACCGGAGCCGAUUCCUGCUACUCUAGUCAACGAGACCAGUGCAUACGGAGAACCUACUGAACCUGCCUCUUUACCCUUCCCCACUCGAUUUGAGCGAUCUGCUCCAGCACGUUCAGCUAGCACAUUGCCGCCCACUGUGCCACAGCGUUCUUCUCCACCCCAUACCAGACAAUCGAAAACGCUGCCUGCCGGAACCGAUUAUCUCCCGGCGCCUAUCCCCAAACGCCCAUCGAAUGCGUCGUUCAAGGCAUUACCCAUCCCUGAAGGAAGCCAACCGUGGAACGAUUUGAAAACCGUGGUUUCAUCUGCGUCGCUGUUAGCCCAAGCCCUUGACCCGAAUAGUCAAGUGAUCAGUAUCCCUCCAAACACAAUUCACACGGGUUCACCACACACGUCCAUCGUCUCCUACCCCACAUCUCCGGAAGCUGUGAUUGAAGAUUCAGUGGACCGUGGGCCGAGACAGACCGCGCGCAUUUAUCAGACAAGCGCCACAGGCAAACACCAACCUACACAUUCAACUAACGUGCUGCACACAGUUCGUCAAGGUCUCGAACACUUUGGUCGUCGUUUAACCGGCCGUACUCGGUCUGCAAGUGCGGAAAAUCUGUUUGGUGGUCAUCUACAGGAUUAUCAAAGCCCGAUGCUCAACGAAAAGGAUAAGAAAUCACGAGUCUGGGGUCGUUCCGGAUGGCCGAGCUCACGACGACGGUCCAUAGUUGAACGUUUCCAGCGUAAUCGUUUCAUGUCCUUGGCUCUGACUCGCACAGCUAGUAAUCCAGAUGAUCUCUUGCCCAAAAAGUCUUCAAAAGGUGCGACAACGGCUGUUAAUCCACCAUUAGAUCACACGGUUUUGCAAUCGCCUGAACGCAGUGUUACCAUGGAUGCACGAAUACCGUCAAAAAACCGUAGUCAAACAGAAUCUGUAUCGUCUGCAGGUGGUUUGGUUAUGGGUGGAACUGGUGGACAUUUGACUGUACCUGUCACAAAUGGAGUUAGUGGUAGUGUGUCCGCCGGUCUGACUGGACUAGCUCCGUUCAAAGCACACACUGAAUCCGAAUUGAACACAAACGAUGGGAUCGCCAAUCUGCUCUCAGAGGAGGCAAACGAGUGUACACUGACUCGUAUCCUGGAAAUACUGGGCUCCACAUCAGCCCUAAUGGUUCCCACCUCGCACGCUACCAACGAUCAUCCGGUUGGGCGUGUUGGCUCAUCCGGGUCCUCUAUCUCUGUUUCCGCUAUCCCAUCCAAUUUGGCGAAAAAUGCAAACGCAGCCCCGGACGGAAACUGUUUGUCUGUUUCGCAACAACAAAUUGCUCCGCAUCUGCUGCUCACCGCAUCCUCAUCUGCUAAUCAGGGUCCUGGAGCGACGAGCGCGACCACGACUAGUUCCACGUAUAAAGUAGCGCUUGCGUUUACUGUGUUCUACCGACUUCACAAUGCUCAGUUAGCUGCACUCAAAGUUCAACAGGCGAAUGCGUUUCAGGACUUGCGGGAGGAAUUAAAUUCGAUGAGACGGGAAAAUUUGGAUUUACAAAAUGCUAUCAACAAUUUGACUGCCGAGUUGGGCGCGAUUCGGAUGAGUAUAAUCGAGAAGCCGUCGGAACACGGUGUGUCCAGUAGUGCGAACAACUCCGAAUUGGCCCGAAUUCGACACAAAGUGCUGCACUAUCUGACCGAUUUGUGCGUCUCCCUGUUCGCUUUACUGACCAUGCUGCUCCAGGUCAUCAUUCGGUGUUUAAAUAUGGGCGCAAUGGUCACCGAGAAUCGAUCAUCCCCAUCAAUUGUCUUGAGUGCUGCUAUUGAACAGCGCUUUGCGAUGCCUCCCCAACCAUCAAACAUUGAUUUGUUUCUCCACACUCCAUGUCGUCCUUCCCCCAGGGGUCGUUGUGAGAUUCGCGGAUACUUCGUUCCCCAACCCUCCGAACGUUGA